UGUUGGUCCUCGACACAGCCGGCUACUCUACCCAUCGGUUACUCCAAUUGAUUUCUUUUCUUCUCAGCAACACGUUCGCAUUGUGCCGUCGCUUUUCCGGCUUUUCAGAUUUUCGAUCUUGUUUUACAGUGGUCACCGACUUUCCGCUUCGGUUCCGUGUCAUUAGUGUAAUAAAAUAAAAAAAAUUAUAAGAAACUAGGUUUUAUAAAAAUCCAUUCUCCGGGUCUUUACGUUCGCGAAUUGUUUUUUUUUUAACUGUGUUGGUGUGCUUAAUAGUCAUCCGCAACAACCGAAAAGUUGCAAGCUAAUUGGAUAUCAGUGUAUGGAAGUGAAACUGUGAUAAACGAACAGGAGGAAGACAAACAGAGAAAAACGUAAAGGAUAAUGAAUGAUUACUCGUGAAUAAAGCCUACUUCAGUGAUUUUAGCCGCCAAAGGAUUAUUCAGUGUUGAUGUGGCCUGCGCUUGACUGAUCGCGACUGGUGAAAACUGCAGAAUUCUGACUCUGAUUUGUAGUGAUACUCGUUGAAAUCAAAGAAUUGGCACAUUUUUUGCAUUACCUAAAAAAUUAAACCCGAUUAAAAGUUGCGUGAAUUUGUUGUAUGUAAUUUCAAAUGGUUAACUCGGAAACAAGGAUUAAUAUCCGAAAACUGGUGGUAGCAACCGUGCAUCAAUUAUACACCUCGCAGCGGACUGUUUCGUAAGUUUCAAGUGCGUCGCGGAGAAUCUUUAAGCCACCUAAUUCCGCGAUUUUUUUAAAGAAAUACGUAUAUAAAAAUAAGGUAGAAACCUGAGAAGGUGACAGUGAACAAUUACUGUAAGACUUGAAAGUUUCUCGAAGGGUCUAAGCUCGCCUUCAAAAUUUUAGUCGAGCGCGUGGAGAGUUUUCCGCGUGAACUUUCGUGGAGCCUUCUGGUCGGCGAGCCGCCGAAAAUUGUGGCCAAACUAGCCGGUGCUGUGGGGGCGGUGGGCCCGGACGAGCGGGGUCUCAUGACGGUGCACGCGAUUUCGGGGGGCACGGGGCCCGGAACGGGGACCCCCGGCGGGAUGCCCCGGUCGCAAUCCCUGGCGCACCGCUCGCGCUUCAUGAUCACCGAUAUCCUGGCCAACCCGCCCUCCCCCUCGCCCACCUCGGAUGGGCCCAGGGACCUGUCCCUCCACUGCCGCACCGACUCCGAGCUCAGCGACGACCACGAAUCCGGCACGGAUUCCGGACUCCCCGGCGAAACCUCCUCUGUCUGCUCCAACGGACACAAAGAUGACGAUGGGAUCAGGUCAAAUCACUCAAGUUCGAGUCUUAGCAAAAAACAACGAAAAGCACGGACCGCUUUCACCGACCACCAGCUACAAACCUUAGAAAAAAGCUUCGAGCGACAAAAAUAUUUAAGUGUGCAAGAUAGAAUGGAACUAGCUGCCAAACUGAACUUAUCGGAUACACAAGUCAAGACGUGGUACCAAAAUAGAAGGACGAAGUGGAAGCGUCAAACAGCGGUAGGAUUGGAGCUCCUGGCCGAGGCGGGCAACUACGCGGCGUUCCAACGGCUGUACGGAGGCCCGCCCUACGGGUGCUGGCCCUACCCGGGUGUGGGCGGCGUAGGAGCCGUCGGGGGCACCGGAGCCGCCCCCACCGCCGCCGAUCUCUACUACCGCCAGGCGGCUGUCGCUGCUACCGCCGCCGCCACCGCUGCCGCCGUCACCACCCUCCAGAAACCCCUCGCCUACAGGCUGUACCCAGGUAUGGCAGGUCCGAGCUCGGCGCACCAUCUGCCGCCUCCACCGGGGCUCUCGGCGAGCUCGUCACUCUCCUCGCUCUCCUCCUACUACCAAAGCAUGCACGGUCUAGCGCCGCCUCCACCGCACUCGCCGCCCUCCCCGGAGUCUCCGCACAGCCCCAGGAGCCCCCUCCGGAGCCGCAGCCACACGCCCGAGUCCGUCGACGUCGAGGAGGGCUCCCAGUCGCCUCACGUCAACGUCUGAUCCUCGCGCCUCAGCGCCCCUCCUUGUUGAAACUAGUCUCCGACCGUAGCGCCUCUCUUUCGAUCUCAAGUCUCCGAUUUUGAAACUGCUCAAACGACUCCUGUUGCCGUAACGAUUCACUCAUUAAUGUGAUCAAUUUAUCUUGGAGAGAUUUUAACGACUCCUGUGAGUCCAGCGAACUUCUGUUGAUGACGCACAGUUUUCAUCCUUAGGAUAUUAAUAGAUAAUAUCAUGAAAGAUGUGGGAUUCAUGACUGCUAGCACCAUUUUAAAGGGGUAAAUUCUCAUAAUUUCACAAAUUCUGUUGCCAUCUACGAGAAGAAAAAAAAAGAGGCUUUGCUCUUACAAUGAUGUAAAUCGAUUCCAAGUUUUACUCACUCUUCCAGUUGGAGUGACAACGUUACUAAUAUGGUAACAGUUGCUUUGGUCCUAAUGGCAUUGUCGUCCCGGUCAGCAUCGAACAUGAACUCAUUCUUGUACACCUCAAAAGUAACUUGGAGGUAGAACCUGGAACCUACUUUGAGUUUGGAAAUGAUCAAGGUUCUUUUUUCUCUAAAUUGGCUGUUAUUAAGUACGCUCUUUGAGUUCCCAUGAAACCGAAUAACGAGGAAGAUAGUAUUAGUCUGUGUGUUGUAAUGAAAUACUACCUUAUGAGGGUUUAAAAUCUCUUUAAUGGUGUUUUAUCAUAAGAUACGAAGUGAUUAAAACACAUUUAAUCUUGUAGAUUGACCGUAUAGCUAGAAGCAUACUGGAAUUAUAAUACGAAAAAAAUCGUUAUACGUAACAUCUAUGAUUUGCUCAUUGAGUACAAACAUUUCCUGUAAAUGUAAUUGAAUUUUAUCGACAUAACCGUGUCACUCUCGGUGUCUUUUUCCUUGGAUUCGUCAGUCCGUCCGAUCAAAUAAUGUGAAAAAGUAAAAACCACUUCAAGAUUAAAAGACUGAUAAAGAGAUCUUUGGACAAAAUUUAGGUCACAUUAGGAACACACGCGAAUACAUUCGCUUCGGCUGCAGUUGACGAAUGACUUCAUCUGUUAUACGUCAGAUGAAUACAAAAUGAACAUAUUAAAUGAUAGUUUGGGAUAGCUCCCAAUUAUCUGAGCCCUUUUUUGUACCAGUUUCCACGAGUCUUGAUAAAAUGCUUGCAUUCGAACAAGAGAUGCGCGCACGGUUUCUGUUAAUAAUUGAUGUGCACUUAUAUAAAUACAGAUAAACGCAUUGUUUUAAUUUCUUUGUUUGUAAAUACAUGCCUAUUUUGUAAGUAUAAAUAAUGUUUAUAAGUGUAAACAGUUGUUUAAAUGUAGGUGAACUUGUCUAUUUUCAGUACUGAAGUACUCCUUAAAAUUACAACUUGUUUCUGAUGGAUAUCAAAACGAUACUCCAGUUACAUUAGUAUACGUCUCGUUUGGAUGUUCGGGGCGGUUUUUUUGGCCGUCGUCAGAAAAAUGAAAAUGUUGACGCUCAGUCACGGUUCGAUUAAACCUUCUUAAGCCUCAACUAAAACAGGAAACACAAUAAUAUGAACCUUGUGAUAUCAAGCAGUAAAUUCUGAACUGAAUCAACUGCCUUGUCCUGACCAAAACUUUAAAAUUCUGAACUCCAGGGACACAUUAACACAAACUGAGUGUUUACGCCAUGUUUUAAGAGUGACCACUCCUUCGAUAUAUGUUAUGAGUAAGGUGGAAACCAAUGGCUUCUAUCUCUGACGGGGAAAAGUGAAUUCUGGCAUGAAUUUAGUAAAUUUUACUUUAAAUAUUUACAUUUGUAUCCUGUCAGGUAAAAUUCAGCUCACUUCUCAAAAUGAGUAUAUACCGCUCAGCAUUUGUAUCAAUUUUUUUUGACAGCUGGAAACAUUCUGUAGUUAAAAAAACUCCACAUUACAUUUUCAGAUUUUCAAAAGUAAUAGGACCUGUGAUUAAGUUUCCUUACCAACGAGAAUCAAGAUAAGCAAAGAGCUUAAAUAGACAAAAAUGUAAAAUUGCGUCUGUUUCCGUUGAAAAUUAUUCUUUUCUACCUAUUCCUUUCGCAACUUGUGAGAACAUAAUUGUGAUAAUCACACGAAAUUCGUCUUUAGUGCGACUUUAAAGCAAAAGUAUGAGGAUUUAUACUCGUCCAUGAAGGUAUGGAUCGACAAGGUCCCUAGCCUUUAUAUUGGGGAUCAAAAAUACGUAAACCCAGUAUAGUUUUGAAAUCUGGAUAAUUGUAAAAUAUGUAACAUAAAAUCUGUAAAAAGGUUCGUAAACACUAAAGACACUGUGCAAUUUAUUGUAAAAUGUUAUUAUUUAACUGACAGUUAAGUUAGCCAAUGAAAUUGUUACGCAUUGUACAUUCCAUUUAACUGCUUGCAGACUUUGUAAAAAAAAAAAUAAAUAGCAUCUUCG
Bemisia tabaci is the source of this 4355-nucleotide messenger RNA. Its product is annotated as homeobox protein B-H1. Gene Ontology annotation, biological process: regulation of DNA-templated transcription. The record is from RefSeq and is a predicted model, not a curated record. Gene Ontology annotation, molecular function: DNA-binding transcription factor activity, RNA polymerase II-specific; DNA binding. Lineage: Eukaryota; Metazoa; Arthropoda; Insecta; Hemiptera; Aleyrodidae.